Molecule: messenger RNA, 6215 nt
Organism: Sarcophilus harrisii (Tasmanian devil)
Lineage: Eukaryota; Metazoa; Chordata; Mammalia; Dasyuromorphia; Dasyuridae
Gene: PANX1
Product: pannexin 1
Exons: 5
Coding region: 553-1845 (430 amino acids)
Biological process (GO): positive regulation of interleukin-1 production; monoatomic cation transport
Molecular function (GO): channel activity
Source: RefSeq, a predicted model, not a curated record
UGAGAGCGAGUGGCUGGCUGGCGUUGGAAGCCAGGGCGCGUGCGCGCGCAGUCCAGAGUUUGGGCCGUAGUGGAGAGGUCUAUGGGGAGGUGUAGCGUUCCUGUGAGAAGAGAAUACUACGGGUCGCGUGGAGCCGGAGCUGCCCCCGGUGCUAGGCGGAGCGCGAGGCUGCUUUGGGCCCAGAAUCCGGCCUGGGAAUGCUCAGGCUCGAGCCACUUUAUAUCCUGGUCUGAACCACGCUCAGAGCAUUAAGGCAGCGGCAGCCACAGCCACAACUACGGCGGUGCUUAGUACGGCCGAGCUUUCCCGCCCCAAGAGCUAACUCAGCUUCCGACCUGGAACAAAAGAAGCUGGGAUGAGACCCGAGAGAUUGCGAACGGAAAGUGAAAGCAGGGCUGAGCGCAUUGAGGCUGUGACUGGAUGAGAAAUUGCACGCCUGUCAGCCAGUCCACCCGGCGCGGCCGAGCAUCCUGAGCCCUGAAAUGCAGUCCUGAGCAGGGUUCCCGAAGUAAGCUUUCCCCGGCGGUCCUCCGAGGGAUUAUCCCUGCCGCCAUGGCCAUAGCCCACCUGGCCACGGAGUACGUCUUCUCGGACUUCCUGCUCAAGGAGCCCACUGAACCCAAGUUCAAGGGUUUGCGCCUGGAGCUGGCGGUGGAUAAGAUGGUCACUUGCAUCGCAGUGGGGCUGCCGCUGCUCCUUAUCUCUCUGGCCUUCGCACAGGAGAUCUCCAUCGGUACACAGAUAAGCUGCUUCUCUCCUAGUUCAUUCUCUUGGCGCCAGGCUGCUUUUGUGGAUUCCUACUGCUGGGCAGCAGUUCAGCAAAGGCGUUCAUUGAGUAGUGAUUCAGAAAAUCUCCCAUUGUGGCUCCAUAAAUUUUUCCCUUACAUUUUGUUGCUGCUCGCCAUCCUGUUGUAUUUGCCUACUUUGUUUUGGCGUUUCACUGCAGCCCCUCAUCUUUGUUCGGAUAUGAAGUUUAUCAUGGAGGAGCUUGACAAAGUUUACAACCGGGCCAUUCAAGCUGUGAAGAGUGUUCGUGGCGUUGAUGUGAGAGAUGGUGCCAGCCCAUUUGUGGGUGUAAAUGAGAAUGUUGAGCAAAGUCUCUGGGAAAUAUCUGAAAGCCAUUUCAAAUACCCAAUAGUGGAACAGUACUUGAAGACAAAAAAGAACUCAAAGAAUUUAAUAGUCAAGUACCUCAUCUGCCGGGCUGUGACCUUCAUAAUUAUACUGCUGGCCUGUUUCUACCUGGUGUAUUAUUUCAGUCUCUCCUCCUUGUCUGAUGAAUUUGUCUGUAGCAUCAAGUCAGGAAUCCUGAAAAAUGACAGCACAGUUCCAGAGCAGUUUCAGUGUAAGCUUGUUGCAGUUGGGAUUUUUCAGCUUCUCAGCUUCAUUAACCUGAUGGUUUAUGCUCUUUUGGUGCCUGUGGUUGUAUACACAUUUUUGGUUCCCUUUAGGCAGAAGACUGAUGUUCUCAAAGUCUAUGAAAUCCUGCCUACCUUUGAUAUCCUACAUUUCAAGUCGGAAGCAUACAAUGACUUGAGCCUCUACUAUCUUUUCUUGGAAGAAAAUAUAAGUGAACUUAAGUCUUUCAAGUGUCUUAAAGUCCUGGAGAACAUUAAAAACAACAGUCAGGGGACUGACCCGAUACUACUCUUGUCUAACCUUGGGAUGAUCAAGACUGAUGUCAUAGAUGGUAAAACCUCCAAGCUCGCAAACAAAAAGGGAGAAGAACCUGGGAAUGAUGCAACAGAGCUCAACGUUUUGACAGAUCAGGAUACAAGCGAUGAAGCCAAAGCAAAUAAUGAAGAGAAGAGAAUUCGCCAGAGACUCCUAGAAUCUUCACAAUGACCUUUUCCUUCUAACUUUCAGUGUUGUGACUUUUAUGAUGAGUAGCAUCCCAAUUAUGGUGCAAGCCUUGUUGAUUAAAGAAAUCAAAAAAUCAGUCUCUUCGUCACCUUAUAUUGAGCCCAAGUCAUAAUAAGGGCACAUUUGGCGAGGGUGGCAAGGAACUGAUCUAGUGUUAGCACUGGGAUGAUGUCAAAGAUUUUCAGUAUUGUGACCAAAAGGCAAAGUCAUGGUGAUUUAAGAACAUCUUGAAUAAAUUACAUGAGAGCUAAGCAAGAUUGCCUCGAGUAUAGCUACCAGACCACUUUAUGCAUAAAUAAUAAAACAGUUAAGGUAUAAAAAGAAGUAGCACAAAUGAGAGAUCCAGAGAAAAGCAUUUCUGUAGAAGAUAAUGGUGAUCAAGUGCAGAUCAACAAGAAGAUAUGAACUUCCAGAUUAUAACAAUCAAGUGAGGAUAUUAAUGAAUAUUAAGCUCCUGGCAAUACUUAAUAAUUACUGUUGGACCACCACAAGAUAUAUAUGGAUGGCAAGUGGGUAGGAAAACUGACUUUCUCUUAAGUGUCUUAUUUUGGGGAUAAUACAAAUUAGACUAUUUUUAAAGUUUUUAUAUUAUGUUUUAGGUUUUUUUGGUAUCCUUAAUUUAAGCAGUUUCUAGAACUGACCAGUCAGAUGUCUUCAACAAUGGUUUGGUUUGGUUUGAAGGUUUUGGGGAACAAAUAUUGUUGUAAAACAGUCAUUUAAGUCAGGAAGUCCAAGAUGUAGGGAAAACUAAUCUGAAAAGAGUCUAGUUAAAAUAGAGACAAAAAUAACAAAUUAAGCCUACGUCUGGGUGACUCCAAAUACAACUUUGUUUUAAAAACCAUAACAUAGAAAUACAAACUGCCAAAGUAGAAAGAUAAAGGAAAGAACAUUUCAUAUUGCAAAGGGAACUCUAUCCCAAAAGGGAAUUCCUUCAAACUUGAACUCACUUAAUGUAUUUAAGUUUUGAUUGAAUUGAAAUGCAACUUGAAGGGACAUUUCUUUAACUUAAAAGUGAGAUAAAUUUGCGUUGUAUUUCUAUCAGAAAGCAGUAAAUAAUUCCUGACAAAAUAUAACACAUUAGGAAAGGAUUGAAAAUGUGGUACUGGUGUUAUUUAGCAUUUUCCCCAAAAAAAUUUUUAUACACAAUUUUAAAACAUAAUAAUAUGUACAGAUGUGCUAUAUACAGGAGGUACUUUCUUUCAGGUGAGAAUUCAAAGCUAUCAUGUAGAUCUUGUCACCACAGAAAUUUUUAAUGUAAAUCCUUUUAAAGAUUGCAUUUUCUCAUUGGGAUCUUAACCGUUAACUAUGUUUAUAGAAGUGAAUAGUGGUUCUUAGCUGAGCAAACUUGAAUCUUCACUAGUCAGUCAUAGUUGUUUAUCCAGUGUAGUUAUUUAUGCGACAGUUGUAGAAGAUCAUAUCAUAGUAUCUUUUUCUCAUAGUUUUUUAAAAAAUUGAUAGAUUUUUCUGUAACUGGAGUUUGGAAAUAGCUGAAGUGAAUUAAGAAGUCAGUGUUAAAAAUCUUUUUUUCUGUUUCAUGAUACUUUUUGAGUUUGUAUUACUACCUUUUGGAAUGUAUUUCACUGUGACCUUAGACAUGUUGACAACUUGGUUUCCUUAUGCUAUAUUAGCAUAAAUGUCUUCAUACCAGAGAUACUCAAGCCCAGAUUUUUUGAUGUUGGGCGCAUGAUUUAUAGUGUGAAUAUGUUUGUUUAGAGAAUCCUGUGUGUCCCCCUCAUGCAGCCUGUUUUAGUAAAGUUUUAAAUACCAACAUAUUGCCCUUACUGAUAGCUCUAGGUUCUCUGGGACUAGUAAGGGAAGGAAGUGAUCUAGCUAAAUGUUCUGGAUUUGGAGUCAGGAGAAAUACUAAUUGGGUGAUUCUGGACAAAUCACUUAAUCUUUUUCAUCCUCAAUUACCUCAUCUGUGAAAUGGGUAUCAAAAUUUCAUAAUGUUAAUAAUAAUAUCUCACUGUGCUGUUGAGACAAAGGAGGUAACAUGUUAAAUGCUAUGUAAAUCUUAAAAUAGGUGUUGGUAUCCUGUGGUCCGUUUCACAAAUGUGUCACCUCUUUUUUUUUUUUUUGUAUAACCCAUGGACCAAGAAUGGUUUUUACAUUUUUGUUUUCAUAUAUAAAAUGAAUAAAAAUAUAAGAAAACAAUUUUUAGCUCUCAGACCAUACAAAAAUAGGAAGGGUUGGCUAGAUGGAUUUUUACUUUAAACCACUCUGCCUAAUGAAUGUUGCUAUUUUAUCCACUAAUAUAACAGGUGUUCUUUUGUUAUAUUUGGUCAUUUUGAAACUUUUUGUUAGGAUUACUACAAUUAACUUUUUUUGAAUUUUGCUUUCCUUUAUUUCUUUUUGACCAUUUUCUGGCCAGAAGUGCUAAUGAGUAAGAGAGAGGAAGAGAGAUUGGAAGAAGAAAUGAAAAGGUAGAAGAAAAGAUCUCUCUUAACCUAUCUCCAAGUGGGUUAAAUAGUUCUGGUAGCUGACUUCAUUACAUCUAUAAAAAGGCCAUCUCCACACUGUGUAGAGAUUCUUUACCAUUUAUGGAAGCAGCCCUCAUCCCUUCCAUAAUUUUCCCAGGGUCCCAUAUAGUUUGACUGGCAACACAGGAUCUUGUCUAGCGACAGUUUUCUAGCCAAUCUUGAUUCAUAAGUUUCUUUAAGUCUAGAGUUGGAAGAGACCUUAGAAGUCACAGAAGAAACUAAGACCCAGAAAUCUAGGUGACUUCCUCAGGGUCAUCCAUUAAGUUUGAACUCAGGUCUUCUAACACCAAGAUUAGAUCUCUUUCCAAUUGGAUGAUUCCAGUUGGCAGUAGAACAACAAAAUGAUUUUUUUCCUUACGAAAUUCUUGUAUAUUUGUGGGAAAUCUUUGAAUAAAAUCCGGUAUAAAGCUCCUCCAGUUGAGGAGAAGUCAGCAAUGACUGCAAGUUGUGGCUAAGUUCCUGACAUUUUGAUCUCAUUCUCUUCUUGAGGAAAUGGAAUAGUUAUUGUGGCAUAAGGUUCUCCUAUCAUAUGAGACUUCCUACAGGGGAAGAUAGCUUAUUUACUCUUUUAUAAAAAGGAAACAAUUAGUCCCUUCUAUUGUUAUCUUCAACUCUAGAUCAGAGUUUUUAAACUGGGUUCAUAAAUCUAGUGAGGUUUCUUAAUUGAUAAUGGAUUUGAAUACAAUUGGUUUCCUUGACAAUCCUCUGUAUUUUAUUUUAUGCUCUUAAAAAUGUUUUUCCAAGAAAGAAAGCCAUAGGCUUUGCCAGAUUCCCCAAAAAGUCUACCAUAUAACAAAUGAUUAAGAACUUUUACUAUAGCUUUACUUGAUUUGGUCUAGCCUCUAAUCCCUCUUUUCCCAAUCCUUCUUGGAAUAUAUCAUUUUUUGGACUUGGGAUCUGAAUAUCAUUGGUGUGAAGAAUUCCUUCCCCAGAUGCAGACAACUAACUUAAAUGUAUAAUCUUUAAAAGUUGUCUGUGGGCACAGAAGGGCUAAGUGCCUUACUCAUAGUCACAUAGCCAAUAGGUUCUAAAGGCAGGGCUGUGUCCAUAUCUUCUUAAUAUCAAGGUGUAUAAACUCUAGUAUACUUUUUCAGCACAGGACCUACAAAAAUCAAGCCAGACAUAAUAUUGUUACAGAAAAAUAACUGAAAAAUAGCCUGACCAUCCUGGCAACGAACUAUUCAUGUUACUCCAGCACUUUAUUAAUCCUGUGAGAUAAUUCUUUUAGUAUCAUUACUUCCACCCCCAUUUUAUAGAUGAUGAAACUGAGACUCGAAUAUUAAGUUGACUUUUCCAGGUCUCACCUAGCUCCAAAUUCAAUGGGAUUUCCGAUGUAAUACAGCAACAAAUAAUUCUGAAUAAGUAACAAAGUUUGUGCUUUUCUGAAGGGUGGAUUAUACCCAGUUACAAGCAAUUUCUGUGGCUAAAACCUAUGUGAAUUUUUAUGUAUGCAAGACAUUGGAAAGGUUCUUUGACAAAUACGGUCUUUGUAAUUAUAUCCUAAUACCAACACUAUCUACAUCAUCUUAAAACAUGGAGGACCAUCUUAUUUGGAUGAAUUAACUCUUGUCAAUCUUUGAGUGAACUCUCUUGGUUUAAACAGCUUAAGUUACUAGCUUGAUCGAACAAGGGAAAUAUAAGAAUGAGUAGAAAUGUAUUAGAACCAUGAUACCCUUGAUAGAGAAUCAAAAGACUUCUUCCCUAAAAAAAGAAAAAUAGUCUUUUGUUUUCUUAGAGGAGACUUUUUUCUUUUUCUGAUAAAAUAGUGAACUUAUCCUGAAAAGGUGAAUAAUUGUCCUUUACCUUUCCUCUCCCUGGACUUCGGGAAUAUGAAUUUGAUAAUGUUUGUAAAAAAAAAAAAAAAAAAAAAAA